CCGCGCCGCUGUCGCAGCCGCCAGCACGGGUCCGCGGGGCCGGUGGUGUCGCCGCCGCCUGUCGCACCCCCUGCCAGCCCCGGGAGGAGCCGAUGAGUUGCUGGAUGCCUGGGUGCCCAGCUCUCAGCAUGUGCCGGGGCUUAGCCGCGCUCCCCAUCACUUGCCUGGAAAGAGCCAAGGAUCUGAAGAGCCGCUUGGGCAUCCUGCUUCAUAAACCCGAGCUGGGACACAAGGCGGGCAGCUCCAGCAAGCUGCAGCUGGGCUCUAGGCGCAGAGACUCCUCCCGAGAGGUGCUGGAAUGGAGGGAGUCCUUUGACCAGCUCCUCAAGAGCAAAAGUGGGGUAAAUGCAUUCCACACCUUCCUGAAGACUGAAUUCAGUGAGGAGAACCUCGACUUCUGGCUGGCAUGCGAGGACUUCAAAAAGACCCGGUCAAAAACUAAGCUGGCCUCCAAAGCCAACAGGAUCUUUGAGGAGUUUGUCCAAAGUGAGGCGCCCAGGGAGGUGAACAUCGACCACGAAACCAGGGAGAUCACCCGCAAGAACCUCUCGGGGGCCACCUCCGCCUGCUUCAACGAGGCGCAGGCCAAGACGCGCACGCUGAUGGAGAAGGACUCCUACCCCCGCUUCCUGAAAUCCGCCUCCUACCAGGACAUGACCAAGCAGGCCGCCGGCCGCGGCACCGGCAAGAGGCCGCACACCUGACGGGGGGACCAGGCUGGGGGCCAGGCGAAGGCUGAGGCCCCCGUGCUGGGGGUCCGGCUGAAGCGCUGGGCUUUCAGCAGGACCCCCAGCACCUCCAGCGCUUCCCGGAGCCGCCGGACACGGCGUUCAUUCCUCCCUGCCUGGCGGUGGGAGCCCGGAGCCUCCCCUCGCAGCCCGGCCGGAGAACUUUGGCACUGCAGGCAUGGAAAGAAAUGGGGUUUGAGCUGCGAGAGCAGCGGGAAGAGAUGGGGUUCCCCCGAGCACCCACAAGGAAGAGCUCCCAGCUGCGCUCUGACCGGCAGGGCCAGCACAGGAGCCUGCCGCUCCCCCUCGCAGGGAAUGGCCAGGAUAAAGCCCUGAGACUACACGGCAUUUUCAGCUGGAGGGAUCCUGCACCUGCCUUCUCCUGAUCCCAAGAUCCUCCAGCUGUGUCCUAUGCAUGCUCUGCAGCGAAGCUUUCCACCUCCUUCCAGUGCAGUGACGAUUUGAUCCCUCGCUUGAGCUCCGCGACCUUCAGAUUGCACCUAAUCUUAGGUCACGUGCGUGACGUUUUAUCCCUGUUACUGUUAUUUAUUUCAUCAUUGUUAUUAUUAUUAUAUCUAUAUUUAUUAGAGGAGCACUGCUGAAAGCACACACGUGUAUCCCUUGCUCCGGGGAGCUUGUAAGUUAAAUUAUUUUAGCUGUUGUAGCACUUAGCAUGCUUCCCACCUUUUCUGUGUAAUAAUUUGAGAGGACCAGACAGAUUUGUAGCAUGGUUUUGGAGCAAGGUACACCAGUAGCAGCAGGGAGAGCUGCUAGAGAGUUUGGAUGGCAGGGCAAGGAUGCUUUGCAGCCCAUGUUGUUCCCUCUCUCUCUUAAAGAUGUGGAAGGUAUGUCACCACCUUGUCCUAGACAGGGAACAGAAAGGUCAAACAGGUACUUUGGUGAGCAACUCUAUGGAAAAUUUGAUUUUCACACAUGGGAGAGAAAACCCUGGGGCUUUGCCUGUGUUUAUAAUUGGGCUUGGAUGGUGAAACCAGUCUGCAGCCACAGCACUUUACCAGAAACGCGUGGAGUGAGUGAAAUCAUCCCAUAAAUUCAGUGACUCGGGGUGGCAGGACACAUCACCAGCCCAGACCUGGGGGCAGCUCUUCAGAAAGUCCCUCUCAGCAGGAAUUCUGAGGUUCUGGAGAGGUGUGGGUCCCACUUGGCAGCAAUGGUGGGUGGGUGGGUGAUGUGGAACCUGUGCUGGGUCCUGGGCAAUGUGCCACCAGCACUGCUCCCUGCUGAGGGCUGCUUUCCAGGGCUCUGUCUAUCCCCAAAGACCAAACCUGAAGAUCCUUAUCCCACUGGUACUCACUCCUUGUCAAGGGAACUCUCUUUUGCCCCUCUGUCUCAGCAACAGCCAGAGCACAGCAUCCUUUGGGCUUUUCACAGCUGCUUGAGCAAAGCAAGGGACCAAAGACCAGUUUGGGGAUGUUACUCCGAGUCCUCUUCCACCACCCCCAUCCUGGUCCCACCUCUGAGCCUCUGGCUGUUGUCCUGGCUGUGUUUAUAGGGAGAUAGCUGCUUUCUUAUUUAUUAUUUAUUUUUACAACUGGAACCACCUUUGCUGUGUUACUGAAGCGAGCGACGCACAAUGGUCUGUUCUCAUUACCGACGUAACGUUGUCAUUACAAAAUAAAGUGUAAACAGCAAAA
This is a messenger RNA of Taeniopygia guttata (zebra finch), 2383 nucleotides long. Its product is annotated as regulator of G protein signaling 16. The record is from RefSeq and is a predicted model, not a curated record. NCBI's taxonomy places the organism in Eukaryota, Metazoa, Chordata, Aves, Passeriformes, Estrildidae.